Messenger RNA from Microbotryum saponariae, 673 nucleotides. Lineage: Eukaryota; Fungi; Basidiomycota; Microbotryomycetes; Microbotryales; Microbotryaceae. The record is from the annotation of a GenBank genome assembly.
AUGUACAUCCCUAAGUCAGCCGCGGGUGAAAUUGCCGGCGCGCCUAAGUCCCCACCGCAAGGGGGCGGGCUAGCGGGCGCGCGCAUGAAUCCGCCGGCGCUGGCGCGCUGAGGCAGUCGCGCGCGUCUAAGUCCCCACCGCCGGGGGCGGGCUAGCAAGUGCGCGCAACGACCGAGGCGCCCCUGUCGAGCUGAGAGUGGACUCUUCACAAGAUGUACCUCUUCACGGAUGCCAGUCGGUUGGCAUUGGCGCUUGUUUGGCGUCCGGGCCCAACCGUUCGCAGGCCGUUCCAACGCGAUUCUUUUCCGCUAAGUUCAACGGUGCUCAGCUCAACUAUCAUGUCACUGAUAAAGAGUUCUUGGCUGUCGUCUCGGCGUGUCGGGCGUUCGAGCAGCACUUGAUCGGUUACCCCUUCGUCAUCGUCACCGACCAUCAGGUGACAGGCAACGUCGGAGGAGAUGACGAUGACUACACGCGAGAGACGAGGGAGAGAGCGAGAGAGCGCGCGAAAGCGCGAAGAAGCGGAAAGGGGUGUCGACCGAGGCGGCGGCAGUCGACCGAGAGGCAACCGCGGAGGAUACGCGGCUGCAAGGCUCGCAGCAAGUCCAGUGUACCGAACUAUGGUGGCCAACGAGCUCGGACAGAAGAGGGAGGGCAAACGAUCAAGAAAUAG